CAACGCUAACUCCUCAUGCUUUCUUCGUCCUGCAGAAACGUGAGCUCAGACGGGGCAGAGGCUCGGCGCAGACUGAGGGAAUGCGAAGGCCUGGUGGACGCUCUGCUGCACGCGCUGCAGUCCGCUGUGGGGAAGAAAGACAUGGAUAACAAAUCCGUGGAAAACUGCGUUUGCAUCAUGAGGAACCUCUCCUAUCACGUGCACAAAGAGGUGCCUGGUGCCGAGAGAUUCCAGGACCCGUCGGCCCUGCAAGCCCCCGGAUCCGCAGGGCCACAGAGGAAAAAGAAGGAUGAUGCUGGCUGCUUCGGGGGAAAGAAGGCCAAAGAGGAAUGGUUUAAUCAAGGCAGAAAGAAUGGUGAAAAUGACAAAAACUACGACACUUUGGAUCUACCUAAACGUACAGAGCCUUCCAAAGGCUUCGAGCUGCUGUACCAGCCCGAAGUGGUGAGGCUCUACCUUUCUCUGCUGACGGAGAGCCAGAACUACAAUACCCUGGAGGCGGCUGCAGGGGCUCUGCAGAACCUCAGCGCUGGACAGUGGACUUGGUCCAACUACAUCCGAGCCACAGUGCGGAAGGAGAAAGGUCUCCCCAUCCUGGUGGAGCUGCUGCGCUCCGACUCUGACAAGGUGGUCCGAGCCGUGGCCAUCGCUCUGCGCAACCUUUCCAUCGACCGACGCAACAAGGAUCUAAUAGGAAGUUACGCCAUGCGGGACCUCGUCAGCAACCUGCCCAGCGGCCAGCAGCGACCGGCCAAGAACCUGGAGGAGGACACCGUGGUCGCCAUCCUCAACACAAUUCACGAGAUCGUGACGGACAGCUCGGAAAACGCUCGCUCCCUCAUCCAGGCCCAGGCCAUCGAGAAGCUGGUCGCCAUCAACAGGACCAGCCAAUCGGCUCGCGAAACAAAAGCGGCGUCGCACGUCCUGCAGACGGUGUGGAGCUACAAGGAGCUGAGGAACGCUUUGACUAAGGACGGUUGGAACAAGAGCCACUUCCAGCCCACUGUGACGGCCACACCUAAAGCUACCAAGAACGGCAAACCAGGUUAUGAUGACACCACUCUGCCACUGAUGGAGAAGAACCAAGACGGCUACUCCACCAUUGACCAGAGGGACAAGGACUGCAAAUACAAAACAGACGACGGGUCGGCGGACCUGACAGAACGGGAACCAUUAAAGAAUGACACAAAUAGGAAACACUAUAUCAGGAGUAACAGGCCUGCAGUCAGUCUGGUGGACGCUUGUGAUGUUAAACCUCAGCCUGUUGACUCCUGGGUAUAAGUGCAUGCAUGGCUUAAGACAGCAAAUAGUGCGACAUCCCCAGCUACAAGAGGAUCUCUCAUAUCACCACUGCCAUUUCACGGGAGCUCAUUUUUGGAGAGGGACUUUGUACAGAGAAAAGGAUUUCAAACAAAUAUGGCCAUAACAGAGACUACCCAGUAGCAGUCGAAUUUUUCAGAAGAUGAAAAAAAAUAAGAUAUAUAUAUAUAAAAGUGUAAUGACACUUCCUACUCUGUCAUAUCUACAUUCCUCGACAUCAUGUGAAUUUUCCAGUGUGGACUCUUGCUCUGAGAGUGAAUUUCGAUGGAGGCCGAUGGGGGCGCGACGGGAAGAAGAGGAAAAGUAAAGCGGAACAGAGGGAAAAGGAACGUGCAAUGAAAGGAUACAGGAAAAGGACGCUCCUUUUUUCUACUUUUUCUUUUUGGUGUGGUUAAGGGAGUUUUGGAGAAUAUAGAUUUGUUUGAUUUUGGUACGUCGUUGUGAUCAGAGUUGGGGAAAGAGAGCAGAGAGAAACAAAAGGAGGUAACCGAAUCUGAGAGGAGCCAUAGCAUUGUAGAGGAAAAGAGUAAAGAGUCAGUCCUCAUGCACUAAAAUAAUAAGAAAAAAUAAUCCAUCUGGGUUCACUGUGUUUUGUUUUGUUUUGUUUUUUUUGUUUUUUUGCUUUUUUUUAAUACAAAAAGAACAACCCCCCCAAAAAACAGGAUUGCUUUUACUUCAGAAUUGUGCAUCAGGUGAUCGGUGUCCAUGUUUUGUAGUCAAGAACCUGCAAGUUGGGAUCUGGGGAGAAGAGAAGUGACAUUCUGAGCAAGACUGGAGUUUCAUCCUCCACACGGAAAACUCAAACGGUUCCAAAACCAAAUCGGAGGAGAGUCUCUUUCGUCCUGUUCGAGCUUCACGGCUUCCCGUGUGACACUCUCAGGUUGCGUAGCGGCGCGACGCGUUUCCCGGCCGGUUGCUGUUCCGUCAGUGUUGUGUAUCGGAGAGGAUUCAAGGCAUUAUGUUUAUAAAUGGAUCUGUGUUUCUGAGGAGAAGCAGACUGUAAAAAAACAAACAAAAAAAAGAAAACAGUAAUAAUAAUGAGGAUUUGUCUAAAAUCAUUUAUGUUGGAUUUUAUAUAACUGUAUAUUAGAGUCAGACAAACAGAAAACUUAAAAAAAAAAAAAAAAAAAAAAAAGGAAAAAUUGUGAU
Poecilia latipinna (sailfin molly) is the source of this 2469-nucleotide messenger RNA. Its product is annotated as armadillo repeat protein deleted in velo-cardio-facial syndrome homolog. Gene Ontology annotation, molecular function: protein binding. Bases 16 to 1281 code for a protein of 421 amino acids. The transcript has 12 exons. Gene Ontology annotation, cellular component: adherens junction; plasma membrane; cytoplasm. The record is from RefSeq and is a predicted model, not a curated record. Lineage: Eukaryota; Metazoa; Chordata; Actinopteri; Cyprinodontiformes; Poeciliidae. Gene Ontology annotation, biological process: cell-cell adhesion.